UUGGGUAGGGACGUCCCAAGGAUCCCGGAUAGCAAGGAUAGUGGACGGCAUCCCAGAGUCUUGGCAAACAUGCACCUUUAAAAAACAGUGUUGCCGGGUAAAAUAGUACUCUUUUAUACAGACGGUUUUCAGACCCAUAUGAAGCCUAUUCCUGGGAUAAACAUAGAGAUUCUCUUAAAGUAGCAUUGCUCAGCAGGGACCACAGUAUGCAGACACAGAGAGAAAACACUACUUUAACAUUACAGCGCCACCAUCUGGACUGGAAGCAGAACUGCUCUCACUCGUUCUGUAUAUGCUGUGUUCAAAUCAAAUGUAUUUAUAUAGCCCUUCGUACAUCAGCUGAUAUCUCAAAGUGCUGUACAGAAACCCAGCCUAAAACCCCAAACAGCAAGCAAUGCAGGUGUAGAAGCACGGUGGCUAGGAAAAACUCCCUAGAAAGGACAAAACCUAGGAAGAAACCUAGAGAGGAUCCAGGCUAUGAGGGGUGGCCAGUCCUCUUCUGGCUGUGCCGGGUGGAGAUUAUAAACCUAGAGAGCAAUGCAGGUGUAGAAGCACGGUGGCUAGGAAAAACAGCGCCACCAUCUGGACUGGAAGCAGAACUUCAAUGCAGGUGUAGAAGCACCCCUAAAUAUUCCGUCGUGUUCUGAAGUACUGUCAGCUGGCUGGUGGGGGCAGUGAGGCUGGCUGGUAAAAUGAAAUCUGUUUUCUAGACACACGCACACAAAAGGCACCUGUCUGGAAUGUUCUGGUCUCUGAUUGGUUAACCAUAGAGGGAGAGAGAGAGCAACCUGACAAACUGUUCUUAGGUUUCUGAAUCUGAGCCACAAGGUUAGGUUGGGUUUCUGACUGAGAUAAUACCUGUGGAAAAGCAGACAGAGUUCUGGUUCAGUGAGGGUAAAUAUUACGGAAGUCUCCACUCUGAAACCAACAAGGACAGGACACUAGAACAGCAGAACCAGCCAACCAGUGCAGCAAAAGCCUAUUCUACAGACAGGUCAGAACAGUACAGGACAUCCUAGAACAGACACUAGCAUUCUAGAACAGAACAGGGUAUUUUAGAACAGGACAUCCUAGAACAGACACUAGCAUUCUAGAACAGAACAGGGUAUUUUAGAACAGGACAGGACAUCCUAGAACAGACACUAGCAUUCUAGAACAGAACAGGGUAUUUUAGAACAGGACAGGACACACUAGAAGAGGUACAGGACAUUCUAGAACUGGACAGAACACUCUCGAGGAUGAGGAACCUCCUGACCACCGAGAACCAGAACUGUUACCGGGAGCAGAUUGAGAAGGAGUGCUAUACCCGGCUGGCCUGGAAGAGCCGCUACGGACGAGACUACCCCACCAGUUUCGUCUCCCGCAGGGCCAAUGAGCAGAUAAGGCUGAGGCUCCCUGAGCUCCCCCUGACCACUAAGACCAUCCUGCCUCCUGUGUUAUCUACCCUGGAGAGGAGGAGAGAGCCUGCAGUGCCUAUGGACAGGUCCCUGAGCGAGGCUCCCCUGAUGAGAGAAGUGACACCCCAGACCAAGGAAUCUCUCUACCAGGGUUUUUCCAAGGAGGGGAAGGGGCGUAGCCUGUACCUCCAUACACGCACCCAGAAAGGCCCAGAGGAGAAGUUUGACUACCCUUUACUGUCUUCCUGGGACUACGGAUGGAGACUGGGUGACUAUGGAAGAGACUACAGGUCGCCAGCCAAUGGGAGAUCAGGAGUCGUGAGGAACAAUUUUUACGCCAGGAAUGGAAUAUUCCAUUUUCCCUCCGAAACGGAUCGUCUUGGAUGACGAGCGAAAGGCUUCAGUUUUCAGCUGGUUUUAUACUUUAUUCUUAAAUUCUCUCGAUAUUGAUGAAGAUGAACUUUAAUUUGUUUUUCGCUGUAUAAGCAUGCUAUCUUUGAUUUAUAAAAAAUAUAUUCUCUUCUAUAGGAUAUACAGAUGUGUGUUAGCUAUAAAUUAUGUUCAUAUGCAAUUCUUAUGAAAACACUGUUACUUUACAUAUACAAACUGUUAUAACUGUUGGAGAAAAUGUGUUAUAAUAUAUGUUUGGAUAAACAUUUUUCUAGAUAUUUGCUGUCAGGUUUGUGUGGUUUAAACAUUCCUGUGUGGAAAUAAUAGAUGUGAAAAAAUUGCCAAGCAUGAGGAGAAAGCAGGCUGCCAAGCUCGACAUGAGUUGGUCACAGGUUCAACUGGUCUCCUAGCAACAAGGAAACCCACAUCGGAAACGUUGUGGUUUAUAAUUAACAAGCUAGCAUGGUCUGGUCACCUUUUCAUCAGUUGCCUGGUAUAAAUACCCUGACCUUUAACUGGCACGGUACAGAUUCAUACUGACAUUUUCAUCCUUUAUCAGGAGCAAUUAGGGUUCAGUACCUUGCUCAAUGGCACAUCAACAAUUUUUUUUUACAUAGUUGGCUCGGGAAUCGAACCAGCAACCUUUUGAUUACUGGCCCAAUGCUCUUAACUGCUGGGCUACCUGCUAGACUACCGAGGACUAAUGCAUGAACAGAGUGGGAGGAAAAACUCUGGGCCCCUAGUAAUAGACUAUGUAUCAACAUCCUGACAUUCUGUCAUUGAUGAGAAAUGUUUUAUAUUUGAUCCAUUUUAGAAUAAUGACGUAACAAGAUGUGGAGAAAGUGAAAGAGUCUGAAUACUUUCCAAAUGCACUGAAUGUUUCUAUGGCGACGUCCUCUGCCCCAUCACAGUGGUGUCGAUGGUGUCGCCCGUCAGCUGCUGUCAGACCGCAGGCGGAUGCUGCCCCACUGCCUCUUGGGUAUGUAGCCACAGGCCAUGUUGAAGUCUCCUAUGAUGAUCACAUUUCGAGGAAAGCAGAUGUGAGACUGAAGCUAGGUUUCCAUACAAUUGGUGACUAGAUUUUUUAUUUAACUGUUGCACAGUUAAAUCAUAGCUAUUUUCUCAUAUUUGGGUGUAAUGCAUUGUUGCUCUGUCCCAGGAACAUAAAUGGUUGGUUUUCAGACCAAUGGUCAACUCCCAUGAUGCAUCUUGCCCCACGUUUGAAACUCUGAUGAUGCAUUGGUACACUUAUUUAUUCCAGGAAUGAAGGCCUUGUGAAUAUCUCAAGCCAUUUUAUUGGUGCGGUCCACUGGAUUUUGAGAAAUUCCCCCUGUCGUUCAUGAAAUCUGUCCAUCUGUGAAUCUCGCAUGAAAUAAAGACGCUCUAGAACGUG
Molecule: messenger RNA, 3180 nt
Organism: Oncorhynchus nerka (sockeye salmon)
Lineage: Eukaryota; Metazoa; Chordata; Actinopteri; Salmoniformes; Salmonidae
Product: protein SPMIP1
Exons: 3
Coding region: 1239-1784 (181 amino acids)
Source: RefSeq, a predicted model, not a curated record